This is a messenger RNA of Epinephelus moara (kelp grouper), 6868 nucleotides long. RefSeq names its product phosphoinositide kinase, FYVE finger containing (gene pikfyve). NCBI's taxonomy places the organism in Eukaryota, Metazoa, Chordata, Actinopteri, Perciformes, Serranidae. The record is from RefSeq and is a predicted model, not a curated record. Gene Ontology annotation, molecular function: metal ion binding; 1-phosphatidylinositol-3-phosphate 5-kinase activity; ATP binding. The coding region runs from base 168 to 6464 and encodes 2098 amino acids. The transcript is spliced from 43 exons. Gene Ontology annotation, biological process: phosphatidylinositol metabolic process; intracellular signal transduction.
UCUCCCGAUCACAACAGUUGCAUUGAGCGCAGGUCUCGAUUCGUCAGGGCUGCUCGUGUACGGUGUUCGGCUCCUUCUGCCAGAUCUUUUUACAGAUGUCUUCGAGGUCGGACUGCUUCAAACAUUGAUGUCAGAUUCACACAGUGAACGGCAGGAGCAGCAGUGAUAUGGCUGCUGAUGACAAGUCCUCGUCUUCAUCCUCAACGGACUGGAGCGUCGAGCCGCCUGUCACCUCGCCCACCAGCCCCUCGCACCUGACGCACUUCAAACCACUGACCCCGGAGCAGGAUGAGCCCCCCCUCCGCUCCGCAUACAGCUCCUUUGUCAACCUGUUUCGUUUCAACAACAAAGAGGAGGGACGUCCUCCCUCGACAGUUCCAGAGAAGCCAGAUGUGCCGUCCCCUUCUCCUCAGUCGGAGAGGAGGAGCUGGUCCUCCAGUCCGACCCACUCUCAGUACGGUUCCAGGACGCACCGGAAACAGCACCCAGACCACCUCAGACGCACCUCCACUGCCUCUGACGGCAGCAGGAAAUCAGACACCCCUCUCAGUAAUCAUGACCCCCGCACAGCUGUGCAACUUCGCACUGCACUGAAGAGGCUGAAGGAAAUAAUGGAGGGGAAGAGCCAGGACAGCGAUCUGAAGCAGUACUGGAUGCCAGAUAGCCAGUGUAAAGAGUGUUACGACUGCAAUGAGAAGUUCACAACGUUCCGCCGCCGCCAUCACUGCAGACUGUGUGGCCAGAUCUUCUGCAGUCGCUGCUGCAACCAGGAAAUCCCUGGAAAGUUCAUGGGCUACACGGGAGACCUGCGGGCCUGUACGUACUGCCGUAAGAUAGCACUAAGCUACGCUCACUCCGCUGAGUCGGGCUCCAUUGGAGAGGACCUGAGUGCCUUGUCGGACUCUCCCUGCUCCGUGUGUGUGUUGGAGCCCAGCGAGCCUCGGACUCCUGUGGGUGGGCGUAAGGCCAGCAGGAACAUCUUCCUGGAGGAAGACCUGACCUGGCAGAGAAAAACUCCUAUUGGGAUGAGAAAGAAUAUGAUUCACCAGGAGCAGCAGAACAGCGGCCUGACUUCCAGACUCACGACGCUACAAGAAGACGUUGGCAAAUCACCGGCCAGGAAGAGGUCGGCCAGUGUGACCAACAUGUCACUGGACCGCUCUGGAUCCUCCAUGGUGCCCUCCUACGACAGCUCGGUCAGUCCACCAACCAGCCGGGCCAUGUCGGGCACCAAGAGUGGCACCAAGCUGGACCACAGCGAGGAGGAGAGGAAGAUCCUACUGGACUCGUCACAGCUGAAGGACCUGUGGAAGAAAAUCUGCCACAACAACACAGGGAUGGAGUUCCAGGACCACAGAUACUGGCUGAGGACCUACCCCAACUGCAUUGUGGGAAAAGAGCUUGUCAACUGGCUGCUGAGGAAUGGCACCAUCUCCACCAGGGCCCAGGCUAUCGCCAUAGGCCAGGCGUUAGUGGACGGUCGCUGGCUGGACUGUGUCACACACCAUGACCAGCUGUUUCGGGACGAGUAUGCUCUCUACCGCCCCCUCCAGAGUACAGAGUUCUCAGAAACACCGUCUCCAGACAGCGACAGCGUGAACUCUGUGGAGGGACAUUCAGAGCCGUCCUGGUUCAAGGACAUCAAGUUUGAUGACAGCGACACUGAGCAGCUCGCAGAUGAGACGGAGUACAACAUGCCGAACUCUGCCAGCCCCAGCAAGAGAACAUCUGUCAGCAGCUUCCAGUCAGUGGUUGACAGUGACUCUGCUGCUUCCAUUAACCUCAACAUGGAGCAAAACAACGUCAACUUCCACAUCAAGAAACAGUCCAAGUAUCCGCACGUGCCCACUGGCGCUGAGCAGAAAGCUGAGUUUCUUUUGUCUGAGGAUGGAGGUCAGAACAUCGUCAUCAGUGAUGCCUUCAUCAAAGAGUCUCUUUUCAACCGUCGUGUGGAGGAGAAGGCCAAAGAGAUGCUGUUCACUCCGCUGGGUUGGCACCACAGCUCUUUAGAUCAGCUGCGAGAGGAGAACGGAGAGAAGAAGGCCAUGGAGAGGCUGCUCUCUGCCAACCACAGCCACAUGAUGGCGCUGCUGCAGCAGCUGCUCUACAGCGAGUCUCUGUCUCUGUCCUGGAGGGACAUCAUCGUCCCCGUGGUUCGUCAGGUCGUCCAGACAGUGCGGCCUGACGUUCGCAACUGCGAUGACGACAUGGACAUCCGCCAGCUGGUCCACAUCAAGAAGAUUUCUGGAGGCAGAAAGUUUGACUCGACGAUGGUGAACGGCUUCGUAUGCACUAAGAACAUCGCCCACAAGAAGAUGAACCCCUACAUCAAGAACCCCAAAAUCCUGCUGCUGAAGUGCUCCAUAGAGUAUCUGUACAGAGAGGAGACCAAGUUCUCCUGCAUCGACCCCAUCGUGCUGCAGGAGCGAGAGUUUCUGAAGAACUAUGUGCAGCGCAUCGUAGACGUGCGUCCAACCCUGGUGCUGGUGGAGAAGACUGUGUCUCGUAUCGCUCAGGACAUGCUGCUGGAGCACGGCAUCACGCUGGUCAUCAACGUCAAACCGCAAGUCUUGGACCGGGUGAGUCGUAUGACCCAGGGAGACCUGGUCAUGUCCAUGGACCAGCUCCUCACCAAACCUCGUCUGGGAACCUGCCACAAGUUCUACAUGCAGCCCUUCACCCUGGCCAACAACGAAGCGAAGACCCUGAUGUUCUUCGAGGGCUGUCCUCCUCAUCUCGGAUGCUCCAUCAAGCUGCGUGGAGCUUCAGAGUACGAGCUGGCCCGGGUGAAGGAGAUCAUCAUGCUCAUGGUGUGUGUGGCCUACCACUCCCAGCUGGAGAUCUCUUUCCUCAUGGACGAGUUUGCCAUGCCGCCCAGCUUGGCCCAGAGCACCUCGUUCCCCUGCCUGCUGGAGGGCGCCUCCACAGAGGAGGAGGAUGGAGAGAUGAGAGGGAAAGAGACAAAUGGAGACAGAGAGGAGAAGACUGCAGUGAGCGAAGACUCUGCACAGGGAGGACAACCUGAGGAAGAAUGCGGAAAGGAGGAGGAGUCCAAAAACGGAGAAACAGACACUCUCCAAGAAAAGCAGAACCCCAACACACCCUCCGCUGUCCAAGAGGAGGAGGCUGUUAACAGAGAGACAAUUACCUCCUCGCCAUUUUCUAGUACCCUCGCACCACCUCUGUCUGUCUCUCCUCCAUUCCUCAUGGAGGACGACCAGGAGAUGAGCUCGGACACUCUCGUCGGAGCAUCUGAGGGGGAGACGGGGGAAGAGGUCAGCCUGGUGAAGGAGGAGGAUGAAGGGGACGGUUCAGAGACGACAACGACUCCCAGGCUGUUCCGAGACCCUCUGCAGGAUGACACGGGGAUGUUUGUGGCCGAACAGGUGGCUUCAUCUGACGACCGUCUCAAGUCCAUCACUGCUGUCUUCAAGCAAGAGCUCAAGGACAUCAUCCUGUGCAUCUCGCCCUUCAUCACAUUUAGAGAACCAUUUCUUCUCAUGCCUGCUGGCAUGCACUGUCCCAGCAGGGAUUACUUCCCCGAACAGGUCUACCUAUCUCCUCUCCUCAACAAGGAUUUCAAAGAACUGGACGGGCGUAGAAAGCGGCAGCUCCUUAAAGACUCCGCCCCCUCCUCUUUGGUUAGCGGACAGACCAACGGCACCCCGCAGCCGAAGCCCAUCGAUGUCCUGCCCUCCCACAGUCUCACCAGCACCCGCAUCAUAGAGCAGCUGAGCGGCAGCCAGGAUCUGGCCAAGAUGCUGGCAGACUACAGAGCAAAGGGAGGUCGUAUUCGACAGAGAGAAGUUACCACUGACCUCUUCGGCAGCGGCGGCGCUGCAGCUCCUGUCACAGCCCAGAGCAAGGCGGCGGACGUACCAGUGAAGGCACCGGUGAAGGCUGACAGCGAAGAGGAGAAGACAAGUAAACUGAAUGACAUGAGCUGGGCCCCCAAGCUGGACUGUCUGAACCCCACCAACCACCAGAGACUGUGUGUGCUCUUCAGCAGCUCAUCAGCUCAGUCCAACAACGCACCAAACCCCUGCGUCAGUCCAUGGAUUGUCACAAUGGAGUUCUACGGCAAGAACGACCUCUCUCUGGGCGUGUUCCUGGAGCGGUAUUGUUUCAGGCCGUCCUACCAGUGCCCCAGCAUGUUCUGUGAGACUCCCAUGGUGCACCACAUCCGUCGGUUUGUUCACGGCAGCGGCUGCGUGCAGAUUGUGUUAAAGGAGCUGGACUCUCCUGUGCCUGGUUAUCAGCACACAAUCCUCAACUACUCCUGGUGUCGUAUCUGCAAACAGGUGACACCAGUGGUGCCCCUGUCCAACGACUCGUGGUCCAUGUCUUUCGCCAAAUACCUGGAGCUUCGCUUCUACGGCCACCAGUACACCAGGAGGGCUAAUGCCGAGCCGUGUGGACACUCCAUCCACCAAGACUACCACCAGUACUUCUCAUACAACCAGAUGGUGGCUUCCUUCAGCUACACGUCUGUUCGCAUGUUGGAGAUUUGUCUUCCUCGUCCUAAGAUCUUCAUCAGGAACCUGGGACCCUCUAAAACCAACCUGCAGCAGGACCUGAAGGACUUCUCUCUUAAAGUGAGUCAGGUGUACCUCGCCAUAGAUGACCGCCUCACCUCCCUCAAGACCGACACCUUCAGUAAGACGAGAGAGGAAAAGAUGGAGGACCUCUUCGCUCAGAAAGACAUGGAGGAGGCGGAGCUGCGGAGCUGGAUCGAGAAGCUUCAGGUGCGACUACAAGCCUGCGGUGUGGAUUCUCCUCAGCAGGUUCAGGCGGUUCUGGAGUCGCUGGUGAUGAAGAAACAGAGUCUGUGUGAGAUGUUACAGUCCUGGAACAGCAGGCUGCAGGACUUGUUCCAGCAGGAGAAAGGCAGGAAGCGUCUGUCUGUCCCUCCCAGCCCGGGCAGACACAGACAGACCGCCGCUGACGACAGCAAGAGCACUCUGGACUCGUCUCCUCGUAACCCGUCUCCUGUGGUGCAGAACGGUGACAAAGAGGACCGUCACCUCUGCACGCUGCCCUCCACUGCCUCCUCCUCCUCCAUGCUGCCGUCACCAGCCGAGCCAGGAACAGAACCGUUCACACCUGGUCCCUCCUUCACUGAGCAGGACUCUCUGAGCAUCCCUGAAGACGUGUUUGACGGACACCUGCUGGGCUCCACUGACAGCCAGGUGAAGGAGAAGUCCACCAUGAAAGCCAUCCUUGCCAAUUUCCUGCCUGGAAACAGCUACAACCCCAUCCCCUUCCCUUUCGACCCGGACAAACACUACCUGAUGUACGAACAUGAGCGAGUUCCCAUCGCAGUGUGUGAGAGAGAGCCAAGCUCCAUCAUCGCCUUCGCUCUCAGCUGUAAGGAGUAUAAAACGGCGCUGGAUGAUCUGUCCAAGGCGUCAAACACAGGCGGAGAGGAAACUCCACAGGUCUCCAGCGCUGGGGAGAGUCGUGCGAAGAGCAGUCCUGCCAGGCCCAGUGAGUCGGCCUCAUCGCAGCAGAGCCGCAUCAGCCUGGAGACCGACCCGCUCAAGGAUGCAGACCUGACAGAUAAACAGAAGAAACAGACUCUGAAUCCACACGUCGAGCUACAAUUCUCAGACGCCAACGCCAAGUUUUACUGUCGGAUCUACUACGCCGAGGAGUUCCACAAGAUGCGCGAGGAGAUCAUGGAGAGCACCGAGGAGGACUUUGUGCGCUCGCUGUCCCACUGUGUCAACUGGCAGGCUCGGGGAGGGAAAUCUGGAGCUGUGUUCUACGCAACAGAAGAUGACCGGUUCAUCCUGAAGCAGAUGCCCAGACUGGAGGUUCAGUCCUUCCUCGACUUCGCACCUCAUUAUUUCACCUACAUCACCGGAGCUGUGCAGCAGAAACGGCCGACUGCGCUGGCGAAGAUCCUGGGUGUUUACAGGAUUGGUUACAAGAACUCCCAGAACAACACAGAGAAGAAACUGGACCUGCUGGUGAUGGAGAAUCUUUUCUACGGACGCAAGAUGGCGCAGGUGUUUGACCUCAAAGGUUCUCUGAGGAACCGUAACGUGAAGACGGACUCGGGGAAGGAAAGCUGUGAGGUGGUUCUUCUGGACGAGAACCUUCUGAAGUUGAUCCACGACAACCCGCUGUACAUCCGCUCCCACUGUAAGGCCAUCCUGAGAGCCGCCAUACACAGCGACGCCUACUUCCUAUCCAGCCACCUCAUCAUCGACUACUCGCUGCUGGUGGGGCGCGACGACGCCACCGAUCAGCUGGUGGUCGGGAUCAUAGAUUAUAUCAGGACAUUUACCUGGGACAAGAGACUGGAGAUGGUCGUCAAAUCCACUGGAAUCCUGGGAGGUCAAGGGAAGAUGCCCACUGUGGUCUCUCCGGAGCUGUACAGAGCUCGAUUCUGCGAGGCCAUGGACAAAUACUUCCUGAUGGUACCUGACCACUGGACCGGCCUGGGCAUCAACUGCUGAGCAGUGUGACAUGUCUGAGUGCAUUUUAAACACAGACCCACAGGUACUCACUCUGCUCAGUCUGUGAGUUCACCACAAGCACACUGGACUCUGUAAAUGUUUGUGCAGACUGUAAAUAGACGAGUACACAGCACAGAAUCAUUCCGCCGGAGCAGCGACACUCUGCAGCAUUAACGCGACAGAUUAGACCAGUUUUUAUCUUUUCAGUAUUAUCACUUUAUAAUUUAUCCUCUUCCAAAGAGGCUUCGUUCUUUUAUCGGUGCCAUGAGUCCAAACUGUUUCAAGAGGACCCGCUGAAAAGUUUCAGUCUUGUGUUUAUAGUUUGGUAAACAAACUAAUUUGUGUAAUUUAAAGUUUGUAAAUGUACAGAGAUGAUGUAACUAUUAAAAGAUUAUUAACUCUGA